Messenger RNA from Amphibalanus amphitrite, 1671 nucleotides. Its product is annotated as replication factor C subunit 3-like. The coding region runs from base 284 to 1348 and encodes 354 amino acids. The record is from RefSeq and is a predicted model, not a curated record. Gene Ontology annotation, biological process: DNA-templated DNA replication; DNA repair. Gene Ontology annotation, cellular component: DNA replication factor C complex; nucleus. Gene Ontology annotation, molecular function: ATP hydrolysis activity; DNA clamp loader activity; DNA binding. The transcript is spliced from 7 exons. NCBI's taxonomy places the organism in Eukaryota, Metazoa, Arthropoda, Thecostraca, Balanomorpha, Balanidae.
CUAGACUAGUAAUGGAUGAAGAAUAGUAUGAAGAAAGACAGGUGAGUCUAAAGAAAGGAAAAAUACUUGACGAAAUAAAUUUGGUAGCACUGUCUCAGUACGCGCGGAAUUCAUAUUUGACGCACGCGUGACCUUUCGUUGACUAUUUUGUUGUUUACAUUUGAGUGCUGCGGUAUAUAGAGGGCCUUGAGUACUGCGCUCGGUUUUCCCCUCUCAUACCAAUACUUGGGUUAUUUUACGUAUUUUUUAUUUAAAUUCAGGCACCUUUUACGUUGAAGCCAAGAUGAGUCUGUGGGUAGACAAGCAUCGACCAACAAGUCUUGGCAAGCUAGACUAUCAUAAUGGACAAGCUUCUAGGCUCUCAAAACUUGUGAAAAGUGGCGACUUUCCACAUCUGCUGGUGUACGGCCCCUCGGGCGCCGGGAAGAAGACUCGCGUCAUGUGCCUCCUGAGGGAGCUGUACGGUGCCGGGGUGGACAAACUCAGGAUAGAGCACCAGCAUUUCGAGACGCCGUCAAAGCGUAAGAUCGAGAUCGUCACAGUGGCGAGCAACUAUCACAUCGAGGUGAACCCGAGUGACGCCGGCAACAACGACCGCGUGGUGAUCCAGGAGCUGCUGAAGACGGUGGCGCAGACGCACCAGCUCAACGCCGACAGCCAGCGCGACUUCAAAGUUGUAAUAGUCACGGAGGCGGACCGGCUGACCAAGGACGCGCAGCACGGUCUGCGGCGCACCAUGGAGAAGUACAUGUCCACGUGCCGGAUCAUCCUGGUUGCCAACAGCAGCAGCCAGGUGAUCCCGGCCAUCCGCAGCCGGUGCCUGGCCGUGCGCGUGCCGGCGCCCUCGCACCAGCAGAUCACCGACGUGCUGCACGCCGUCUGCAAGAAGGAGGGUCUGGCGCUGCCGUCCGAGCUGGCACAGCGGAUCGCGGAGAAGAGUGGCAGGAACCUGCGACGGGCGCUGCUCAUGUGUGAGACGUGCCGCGUGCAACAGGUGCCGCUGUCGGCCUCCCAGUCGGUCUCCGAGCCCGACUGGGAGCAGUUUCUGCAGGAGACGGCCGCCAUGAUCGUCCAGGAGCAGUCGCCCAAGCGGCUGAUGGAGGUCCGCGCCCGACUCUACGAGCUCAUGGUCCACUGCAUCCCACCGGACGUCAUAUUCAAGGGCCUGCUGCGGGAGCUGAUUCGCAACUGCGACAGCCAGCUCAAGUCGGAUCUGACGGCCGAGGCGGCCGCCUACGAGCACCGACUCAACCUCGGCUCCAAACACAUCUACCACCUGGAGGCGUUCGUCGCAAAGUUCAUGGCGCGCUACAAACGCUUCCUCGACGAGAACAUGAUGGAUAUGUAAGGUGAAGUGAAUGAGGAAUGGGGGGAGGGGGUGCGGGCUGUAGCGCUAGAGACGCUUCCUCGAUGAGAACAUGAGGGACAUGCAAGCUGAAGUGAUUGACGGGGGAUUGUAGCGCUAGAGGCGAUUUCUCGACUGAAGGAGAGUGGGAAAAGUGGACUGAAGGAUGACACGGAUGUCCAUGAGCAGAUGCUGGACGAUGCUGGAUGUGGGUUGAUAACGACCGCGUGGUCGUAUCCUGUUGGCGCGAGACCAGCACCAGUUUUUGGUGCGAUGCCCUCUGAAAAUGGAUGCUCACUGGUGAAUACACGAUGUUUUGUUUUGUA